Linum tenue is the source of this 654-nucleotide messenger RNA. NCBI's taxonomy places the organism in Eukaryota, Viridiplantae, Streptophyta, Magnoliopsida, Malpighiales, Linaceae. The record is from the annotation of a GenBank genome assembly.
AUGGAAGGGCGCGCCUUUCUGAAAGAAAGUGUCAUUGCUAAAAUCAAAGCUUGGUUUAAUAUCGUCAAUCAAGCUCACGCCAAUAUCCAGAAGACAGCAGGCUUUGUUCCAAAGAAGAAAAUCUCCUGUGAGGUUGGAUGGAAACCGCCAGUGGAAGGAUGGAUUCAACUCCAAUCUGAUGGAUCUGUUCGAGCUCCGAAUGGCAAUGCAGCAGCAGGAGGUCUGUUCAGGGAUCACUUAGGCAGAUGUCUGGGAGCCUAUGUGUGUAAUCUUGGACGAUGCUCUAUCACAGAUGCAGAACUUCGAGGAGCUUUGGAGGGUUUGAGGAUUGCGUGGAAGGCAGGUUACAGGAAGAACGUUUUACACAGCGAUUCCACCACUGCCAUUAACAUCAUUGAACACAGGAAUGAUGAUGUGCAUCGCCAUGGUUCUACUGCCAGGCACUUGAGCUGUAUUUUGGAUCAACAAUGGGAGGUUAGAGUGUCCCAUGUAUAUAGAGAAGCGAACUAUGCGACUGAUUACUUGGCCAACAAGGCUCAUGAUUUUGAUUUUGGCACACAUCAAUUCAAUGUGUGUGAUAGGGGUUUGGUUAGUUGGAUCAACCAUGAUGUAAUGGGAACUUCCCACGAAAGAUUUAUUGUUAAUAUGAUUUAG